AAUAAAAAUACGCGGACGACGGCUUUUCCAUUCCGUCGUUUUGUCCCCGGGUGGCGUGAUCGGCCACCCGCCGUCGCUCCCGUCGACGUUUUAAAUUUAACAAAAAUGAUUUAAAUGGCAAAUAAUCGAAUAAAAAAUGCGCGUAAAAGGCCCGGAAGUGGGAAACGUCCGGAUGUGAUUUUAUUCGGAGAGACGAGAUAACGCGCCAUCGAGAGUCACGUGUGGGGAAGUCGCGGCCUUAUUGGAUUAGAGAGGAACCGUUCGGAAGAUGGCGGCGCCGAACGGUGGCAACAGCCAGCAACUGAGGAGGAGGAACGUGGCCAGAGACGUUCGUCAGACGAACAGCAACAGAUUAAUUAAAGAAGAAAAAGAGAAUAAGUGCGUCGCGCUCUCUCCCAACUCCUACUGGCUGAACAGAAUCCUAUUUUUGCAUUGUUUGGGUUUUAUUUACAGUGUUGCAUUUUUGGUUGCCUGUCAUCAAAACAAAGCGUUAUUAGGUAGAAAUGGCUUACUACCAGUGCAUCUCUACUUGAAACAGAUAAAGGAACAAGCAGAAGGAAAUCCUUUUCAGUGUUUCUUUUAUGCGCCUACGCUAUUAUGGCUGGUAGACAAAGAAAAUAUCGACUUUUACCUGGAUCUUCUAGCUUAUACGGGACUAGUUAUUUCAUUAUUGAUCACGGUCACCGGGUGUUCUAACAUGAUUGCCAUGAUAACUUUGUGGAUUCUUUAUCAUUCUAUUGUUAAUGUAGGACAAAGGUGGUAUUCGUUUGGGUGGGAAUCGCAGCUUCUCGAAACGGGAUUUCUGGCAAUAUUCUUCUGCCCCUUGUGGACGUGGAAGAGACUGCCCCGGAAUACGCCACCAUCUCCUAUCGUCGUGUGGGGUUACAGGUGGCUUCUCUUCCGCAUCAUGAUCGGAGCGGGUCUGAUCAAGAUUCGAGGCGACAGAUGUUGGCUGAAUCUAACUUGCAUGAACUAUCAUUACGAGAAAUUAACUUCGUAUUCUAGCAUUACAAAAGUAAGAACAGAAGUGAUAAUCGAAGGAACAUACGAUCACGAUCCUUCAAGUCCGACGGCACGGUGGGAAGAGUAUGAAUUCAAAUGCAAACCUGGAAAUACGACAAAAACACCCUGUCUUAUUUCACCGUAUCACUACCGGCUCGACUGGCUCAUGUGGUUUGCCGCUUUUCAGAAUUAUCAGUAUAAUCCCUGGCUUAUACAUCUUGCAGUUAAACUGCUUGAAAAUGACGACACUGUUAUGUCAUUAAUAAGUUUUAAUCCUUUUGAAGGAAGGAAACCUCCAAAGUUCAUACGUGCAGAACAUUAUCAUUACACAUAUACGAAAAUUGGUAGCGAGGAGGCUAAAAAUGGCCACUGGUGGAAGCGAAAACAUGUGGCAAACUAUUUACCACCGGUUUCUCUCGGCACCCUAAGCCCGGUCGUAAAAAGAUUUGGCUGGAAAUCGAGAACUGACUUGUGAUGAUAAUUGGUGCUUAAAAAAGAAAGUAAAAUACAGUAUUGUUCUAGAAAUGUGAUGAUAUUAAAAAUUGUUUCUUACUUUUUAUAAAACAAAUGGAAAAUUUAAAUUAUGUAAUCUUGCAUUAUCCUGAUUUCCCACAAACAUUUAACUUAAGUUUAUACUGCAACAAAUAAAAAUUAUUACUAACUAGUCAAAUAUCUUUAAAAUAUUUUAAUGUACUUUACAAAACUACAUUGUUGCUUAGUUUUAUAUCUGUAUAAUAAUCUAUAAAUAAAUUUUACUUAUGGAAUUUUA
This is a messenger RNA of Centruroides sculpturatus (bark scorpion), 1771 nucleotides long. Its product is annotated as lipase maturation factor 1-like. The transcript is spliced from 10 exons. Gene Ontology annotation, cellular component: endoplasmic reticulum membrane. Gene Ontology annotation, biological process: protein maturation. The record is from RefSeq and is a predicted model, not a curated record. The coding region runs from base 269 to 1477 and encodes 402 amino acids. NCBI's taxonomy places the organism in Eukaryota, Metazoa, Arthropoda, Arachnida, Scorpiones, Buthidae.